UCAACCUUCUGCCACAGUUGACAACCUUAUAUAUCCAUUAAUUAUAUAACUAAUUAGUCUAGGUUUAUGGAUCAGUCGUUUAUAUCUGCUGCUGGUUUGUGUAUUACUGUGUCAGCAGCACACGUUCUCUGAACGGGCGUGGCCGUGUCGCUGAAUUAACCCGCCCACUGCACGCUGAUUGGUCGCCGCGCCUGUCAAUCAUCCGCUGAGGUUGCGCCCUGUUAUCCAGGCAGAUUAUGAAGCAGCAGUGUUCAGCAUCAUCUCUGGCAGACUCAUCUGGAUGUAUACAUGGCAUCAGCGUGGCUUGCGUUAUUUUCCUUUGUUUUCCUGCAGAUAUCCUCGUCUUAUGAGCAGCUGUCUUCCUUUGUGGAAGGAAGCUCAGAUGAUGCACCAUCCCAAGACAUCAGCAUUCAAGAAAGUGGGGUGGACGGCGAUGGCUCGGUGUUUGUGGCUGAAGCGCGUCUCAGACGAGCGCUGCAGCCGUACGGAUGGCAGCUUCACGCUCCUCCACGCAGGAAGUUGCUGCAGUCUCCAGGAAUGUUGCCGUACUCUCCUCUGAGUGUGACGUACAACGGCAAGACCUGCAUCCUCUUCAGGGCCCGCAAACUGGCCAUCAGGUACAGGAAUCACAGUUUAGUGGACCUCACAGAGCGAAUCUUCAGCACAGACACACCGGUGGACACCAAAGGCUCCUUCUGCAGUAAAGAUAAAGCCAUACUCAAUCUACGGUUUGGCGAUGUGGAAGAUCUUAGAGGCCUCUCCAUAAGGCUACAGAUGUCAAACACAUUCUACGAGUCGGCGGGACAGAACUGGUUCACUCUCGAUAACGUGCACAUCCAUUACAACUGGACGUACGAGGCCACGUUCAACGCUACAGAUGUGUACGCGCCCUCCACCAACUCGUAUCACUGCCAGCACGUCAGCAGCCUGCAGAAGUACGACACGCUGCUGGUGCCCAGCGCCAACACCGACCACGCUGCAAACUGGCACAUCACCUUCACAGACUUCCAGAUCCAGGCGUUCAACGUUCAGUCCAGUAAGUUUGCGUCGGCCAGCGACUGCGCGACCUUCUUCACCCCAGCGAUCCUGAUGGGUCUGAUCACAUCUCUGAUCCUGCUGCUGGUGUUAGCGUACGCGCUGCACAUGGUGGUUCAUCUGAAGCACAUCGACCGCUACGAAGAGCACAAGACCACCGUCUACUUCCCUCGCAGCACAGAAGCGGAGUGCACAGAGAAGAACAACCUCUAGGGUCCCGUCGCAGGCCGAGAGACGGACACUUCCGUGACUGUGAGCUCUGGAGCUAAAAUCAGCGGCGGCCAGACGGGAGAAACUCCCAUCUGCACGGGGAACCAGGGCUCUUUGGGACUGACUGCGCCACGGCAGUGACAUCAUUGUGGUGGGACAGUGGAAGUCCGAAUCGGUUCCUUCGGGAGCUUUACAGGCUCAGUGCAUGGGAGGAUUUGGAGAUAUCAGCCAGUUCUCACCAAAAACCUAGGAAUUAAACAUUCAGCGUCAGGUUUCAUGAGUGGUCAUUUCUGAUGGAGAUCUUCAGAUGUUUGAAUGCAAUUCGAAAUAGCACAAUAAUCAAUAUAUCUUACAUUUGCAUCGCCUGUCUUUUAACUUAAUAAUACUGAUGCUUCUUUAAAGUCAACAUGAAAUGUGUUUGCAACCAAUUUACCUUUGUAAUAAUAUGAGAUAUUUGCACAUGAAUCAGGAUAUGCAUGUAGAAAAACUAGAUUUUUCCAUCUGCCAUUGAUGGUGCACAACAAUACAAUGAAAUCAAGGAUAACAGUAAAUAGCGUCAUUUUUGAUUUCAUGUUGACUUUGAAGUUUUAAACUAUGAUAGUGUAAUAUAGAUUUAAUUAAAUAAAUGAAAAAAGAAAUGCAUUUUCCCCUUGAUUAGAAAAGUACUACUGGUGCUGAUCGGCAAAACCUAAAUCUCGGUUCUUGGUUCACACCAAGAACGAUAACUAUAAAGAUAACUAUAUUUGCGUCCACACCAACGAACGAUAACGGUCUGUUUAUUGUAAGUUCACGCGCUGCAGUUUCAAAGUGUGUACAACAUAUUUUUGCUGUUUUUGUUGCAUUUACACGGCUUUAACCAGCAGAUGUCCUCAGCGUGCUGUAAUCGAUCUGAUCUAACAGUGAAUUUAGCUGACAAAGUCAAUAUAGUAGAAUAAAAACAAGUCUGAAUAUCAAUAAUCAUCAAAAAAAAUUAAAUUAAAAUUUUGAUUCACGGUCACUAAGGGGCGCCAAAACGAACGAUGAGGGCGGAGCCACUUUUACUAAAUGGCUAUAACUCAAGAACGAAAUAUUUGCACCAAACUCGGUAGACAUUCGUAGGGGCUAAAUCUUUGGUCACAAUUUAAAAAAUGCAUUGAUUGGACACUAGGUGGCACUAUAACUUAAAAAAACCAUGAAAACAGCUGUAACUAUGCACCUGUUAGUCCGAUCGACUUGAAAUUUGGCAUGCAGUGUCUUGGUCCAAGGGGGCAUAAUAGCCUAUAAGGACGUUGCCGUAUCUUAAAAAAAACAUGGCCGCCAUCAGCCAAUGAAGUUUGACAAGCACCUAUUUGACAAGGUUAACGGAGGCUGAUCGGAACAAAACUCGGUGUGCAUGUUCGACUCAUGGUCCUAGAGGUCUGUAAGAAUUUUGAAAGAAAUUGGCCACUAGUUGGCGCUAACGAGUUUUACACCUUUGUAAUCACGUGAGGUUUCACAGAUUCACACAAUGUGCAUAUCAUUUGAUAGAUCUCCUCAUGCUGAACAACUUUUCCUCAAGAACCAAUGCUGUCAAUCAAAUCAUUCAUUAAUUAUUCACAAAUAUCUGAAAAACCUACUUUUGCGAACUAGUCCUAGGUUUUUCACCCGAUCGGAACAAAACCAGGGCAAGACAAUUCUAUGAACUCUCUAGAUCAAUAAUUAUCAACAAAAAGUUGAACUUUACCCAUUGGGUCGCUAUAACAGGGUCAUUUAGAAAAAGGGGCGUGGCAAAAUAUACUUAAAAAGUUUAUAAAUCCUAAACAAAAACUCAGAACUUCACCAAAAUAAGUGAGCACAUGCAGCAUAUGACUCUAAAGAAGCAUGCCAACUUUUAUGGAGAUCGGAUCAUAGGUGGCGCUAUAACUGUUUAAAAGCUUUAAGAAAACAAAUAUUUUUAAUGGUUUUGGCUGAAAAUGUAAAUAACUUUGGGUGUGGUCAACUUAUUUUCACGGGAGUGAUGUCCUUAGACUUGCCGAGUCCAACAAUACCAGACAUGCCAGGUUUCGGCUUACGGUUUGUGCGAUGUUGUGAUUUAGCGCUUAAAAACUUUUGCGAAUAUCUUCGAAACUCUUAGUCCGAUCGAGAUGAAACCAGCGUAGGAAACAUGGAACCUAAAUUAGUUAACUAAAUGCUACUGCCCAAAUGUCAAAAUUUUGAUAGGAAGUGGCAAAAAAAUCCAAUCAAAGACGUUCUUGGGUCAUUUUUAUGCUCUCAUAUAGGCUAUAUAUAAGUAUAUAUAACUUCAAAACGAAAAGAGAUAUUUUCACUAAAAUUAACACACAUAUGUAUGGGCAAACUCUGAGGACACCCAAAAAAAGUGGUGGAGAACAGGCAGUAGGUGGCGCUAUAACUGUAAAAAACCUUUAAAAAAACAUAAACGCUUAAAUUCGCAUAGAUUAUGAUUGGCUGUCAGUGUUUUAUCGUUCAACAGCAGGAAAAAAAUCGUACUGAAAGUGAUCCUUAUGAUAUCGUUAUGGCUGUGGUGUGGACAGUGGAUCGUUAUAGUUAUCGUUCUUGGUGUGAACUGGCCUUAACAAUCAAUAAUAAAACAUACUGCGUAAUGGUUUCAAUACAGUGUUUAACCAGCAAAUAUUUUAACACAGUUUCCUUGAGGAGUUGCAAAAAAAUUAAGACAUAAAUUUUAUUAAUUACUGACGUUAUUUUAAAAAUAUGUAUUUUUUAAAAUGAUUGUCAUGGUAUUUUUGUGUAGACUGUAUGUUAACUCUGGUUUUUGUAAUUUCGUAUUUAAUUUUUUCAGUCUUUUCGUGUAUGAUUUCAUGCUGAGCCUUUGGCUGUGGUGAAGAGCGGCUUCUUAUUACUUGGAUUUUAAGCAAAACAACAAUGGAAGCAACAUGGCGUCUGUUGUGUAGUGAACAUGCUGCAUGCCAGUGGCUAGAGACAUUUCACAAGCAGAAUAAUCCGAUGGUUUGCGUUGUACCAUGUACUGUAUAUUGGUAAUAAUCAUAAUGUGCUAAAUAAGGGAAAAUAUGUUUGUUUUCUUUCAUGUACACAUGUAUUUGGGAACAUAUUAAUAGCUUAACUUUGUUCAGCAGACAUUUAUGCAGAUAAAAUGGAGAGAUGUGAAAUGGGCUAUGAUGUAUUAAUAUUUGAUGAUUAUAUUGUCCUCUCAGUUGAGUUCAAUAAAACCAGCAGCACAA
Molecule: messenger RNA, 4421 nt
Organism: Megalobrama amblycephala (Wuchang bream)
Lineage: Eukaryota; Metazoa; Chordata; Actinopteri; Cypriniformes; Xenocyprididae
Gene: atp6ap1la
Product: ATPase H+ transporting accessory protein 1 like a
Exons: 7
Coding region: 289-1248 (319 amino acids)
Cellular component (GO): proton-transporting V-type ATPase complex
Source: RefSeq, a predicted model, not a curated record